Messenger RNA from Quercus robur (English oak), 2914 nucleotides. Its product is annotated as aminopeptidase M1-like. Gene Ontology annotation, cellular component: cytoplasm. The transcript is spliced from 20 exons. Gene Ontology annotation, biological process: proteolysis; peptide catabolic process. The coding region runs from base 69 to 2786 and encodes 905 amino acids. Lineage: Eukaryota; Viridiplantae; Streptophyta; Magnoliopsida; Fagales; Fagaceae. The record is from RefSeq and is a predicted model, not a curated record. Gene Ontology annotation, molecular function: peptide binding; metalloaminopeptidase activity; zinc ion binding.
UACAUCUGAUCUGAGUUUAUUGUUUUCUCCAAUUGGGUAUCACUAAAAUUUGCCAAAUACGUGGUAUCAUGUUGAUAUCGUUUACGGUCAUCAUCGGAUUGGUCAUCGCUCUGGCUAGUUAUUUUUACAUGCAAUCUAGGCGUCGUCCCAAUUUGCAGCAAAGCAUGGAACAAUUCAAAGGGCAACCUCGGCUCCCGAAAUUCGCUGUUCCAAAACGCUAUGACAUACGGCUGAAACCGGACCUUAGCGCAUGCAAGUUCAGUGGCUCCGUGGCUAUCGAGCUCAACAUCGUGGCGGAUACGAGGUUCAUAGUCCUCAACGCCGCCGAACUCUCCGUUGAUACCCCCUCCGUAUCUUUCACUCACUCUUCUGAUUCUAAGGUGUUAAGGCCUUCAAAAGUUGAUGUGGUUGAAGAAGAUGAGAUUUUGGUUUUAGAGUUUGCUGACACGCUUCCCAUUGGGAUGGGACUUCUCACAAUCCGCUUUCAAGGAACUUUGAACGACAAACUGAAGGGCUUCUAUACAAGUACAUAUAAUCACAAUGGUGAGAAGAAGAAUAUGGCAGUUACACAGUUUGAACCAGCUGAUGCUAGGCGAUGCUUUCCGUGUUGGGAUGAACCUGCUUGCAAGGCUAUGUUCAAAAUCACAUUGGAUGUGCCAUCCAAACUGGUAGCUCUUUCCAACAUGCCAAUUUUUGAAGAAAAAGUGGAUGGGGAUCUGAAGACAGUUUCAUACCAAGAAUCACCGAUAAUGUCUACAUAUUUGGUGGCAAUUGUUGUUGGUUUGUUUGAUUAUGUGGAACAUCUUACAUCUGAUGGUGUUAAAGUUAGAGUAUACUGUCAAGUUGGUAAAGUAAAUCAAGCGAAAUUUGCAUUGGGUGUUGCUGUUAGGACGCUUGAAUUAUACAAAGACUACUUUGAGGUACCUUACUCCCUGCCCAAAUUGGAUAUGGUUGCAAUUCCUGAUUUUGCUUUUGGGGCCAUGGAGAAUUAUGGUUUGAUUACAUAUCGUGAAACGGCUUUGCUCUACGACGAUCAGCAUUCUUCAGCUACUAAUAAGCAGAGGGUUGUGAUAUGUGUAGCACAUGAACUGGCACAUCAGUGGUUUGGAAAUCUUGUAACGAUGGAAUGGUGGACUCAUUUGUGGCUGAAUGAGGGGUUCGCAACAUGGGUUAGUUAUUUAGCAGCUGAUAACUUGUUCCCAGAAUGGAAAGUGUGGACUCAGUUUCUUGGUGACUAUACAGAGGGUCUUCGGCUGGAUGGGCUUGCAGAGUCCCAUCCCAUUGAGGUGGAGAUAAAUCAUGCUAGGGAGAUUGAUGAAAUUUUUGAUGCAAUAAGUUACAGAAAAGGUGCAUCUGUUAUCCGGAUGCUGCAGAGCUAUCUUGGAGCUGAAUGCUUUCAGAGGUCACUUGCUUCAUAUAUAAAAAAAUUUGCUUGCUCGAAUGCAAAGACAGAAGAUUUAUGGGCUGCACUUGAGAAGGGAUCCGAUGAGCCUGUGAACAAGAUAAUGAAUUCAUGGACAAGGCAAAAAGGGUACCCAGUCAUCACUGUUGAAGUCAAAGAUCAGAAAUUGGUGUUUGAGCAGUCGCAAUUUUUGGCAAGUGGUUCUCAUGGGGAUGGGCAAUGGAUUGUUCCAAUAACAUUAUGCUGUGGCUCAUAUGAUGUGUGCAUGAAUUUUCUAUUGGAAUCAAAGUCUGGAACUCUUGAUAUGAAAGAAUUCCUGAGUGACAAAAGCAAUUUGGCAUCUGCUUGGGUAAAACUUAAUGUCGAUCAGACUGGUUUCUAUAGGGUAAAAUAUGAUGAGGACCUUACAGCUAGACUCCAACAUGCAAUAGAGAACCAACACUUGUCUGCAACAGACAGAUAUGGCAUCCUGGAUGAUUCAUUUGCCCUUUGUAUGGCUCGCCAGCAGUCUUUGAAUUCAUUGCUUACCUUGAUGGGUGCUUAUAGGGGGGAACUUGAAUAUACUGUGCUGUUUAAUUUAAUCAAUAUAAGUAACAAAGUUGAAAGAAUUGCAGCUGAUGCAACCCCUGAGUUACUGGAAUACAUUAAACAAUUUUUUAUUAGCCUUUUCCUGCAUUUAGAAGAUAAGCUUGGAUGGGAGCCUAAGACAGGCGAGAGCCAUCUAGAUGCAAUGUUGAGAGGAGAGGUUUUGACUGCCCUUGCUGUGUUUGGGCAUGAUCUGACACUAAAAGAAGCAAGUAGACGUUUCUGUGCAUUCUUGGAUGACAGAAAUACACCACUCCUCCAUCCUGACAUAAGAAAGGCAGCAUAUGUGGCUGUAAUGCGUAAAGUCAGCACUUCAAACAGAUUUGGUUAUGAAUCUCUUUUGAGAGUUUACAGAGAGACUGAUUUGAGCCAGGAGAAAACACGCGUUCUAAGUUCAUUAACAUCUUCUCCAGAUCCCAACAUAAUUCUUGAAGCUCUCAACUUUUUGUUGUCUUCUGAGGUUCGUCCCCAAGAUGCUGUUCUUGGACUUUCUGUUAGUAGGGAAGGACGCGAAACAGCUUGGACAUGGCUGAAGGAUAACUGGGAGCAUAUUUCAAAAAUCUGGGGUUCUGGAUAUUUAAUAACUCGCUUUGUCAACUCAAUUGUAUCACCGUUUGCUUCGUUUGAGAAGGCCGAGGAAAUAGAGGAGUUUUUUGCAAGUCGUACUAAGUCCAAGAUUGCUAGAACCUUGAAGCAGAGCAUUGAAAGGGUUCACAUAAAUGCAAAUUGGGUUCAGAGUGUUCAGAAUGAGGAACAUCUUGCCAAGGCCUUGAAGGGGUUGGUACUCGGGAAGAUCUAGGAGAUACUUUUAUUUGGCCUUUGUUGUCAAGAAGAAAGCAAGUGGAUUAUAUUUCACAACUUUCAUAAUGUAAAUUUGCCAAACAGGUGUGACAGUAAUAAAACAGACAUAUACCAUUUUUAUAUUAA